UUGACAUUUGUUGACCGUCUUCGUAAAGUCAAUUCAAUUGUAUUGUAUUUUUUCAAAUAGAAAUGAGUGCGGACGAAUACAAUACGUUUGCGAUACUAUUAAUUUAAUAUUUUCUAAUUAAAUUAGUUUCAUAAAGGUCGGAGUGUUUAAGGAACCAUGGAAGAAAAAUAUAUUUUAACUUUAGACAUAGGCACCAGCACUAUUCGCUCUUUUAUUUAUAAUACUAGAGCUGAAAUAGUGGGAAGAGCGGUUGAUCAGGUGGUAUUACAUUAUCCACAUCCUGGUUUCGUUGAAAUAGACCCGGAUGAACUGUGGACCUCUGUGGUUGGUGUAGUAAAUAUAUCAUUAAAGGAUGCCCAAUUAACAGCGGGGCAGAUGACCGCUAUGGGUAUCACCACCCAAAGAGGUACAUUUAUAAACUGGUCUCGCAAAACUGGCAAACCAUUUCACAAGUUUAUUACAUGGAAAGAUUUACGAGCUGACAGAUUAGUCAAACAGUGGAAUGCUUCAUAUGUAUGGAAGUUAUUCAAAGCAAGUGCCUACAUAUUGUACCUUAUUCUAAGAAGCAAAAGGUUCAAAGCAGGAAGUGUGUUCAAAUUUAUGAAUACUCAGACAUGUUUACGACUAAACUGGGCGUUCCACAACAUAGCUGCCUUCAAGAAUGCCGUGCAAGAAGACGACGCUCUCUUCGGAACCUUAGACACGUGGCUAUUAUACAAAUUGACAGGUGGCAAGGUUCACAUGACGGACGUGUCGUCGGCAUCUGCCACUGGUUUUUACGACCCAUUCACCAUGCAGUGGGCUGGAUGGGCCAUGACCAUGCUGAAGAUACCCAGGGCAGCGCUGCCAGAAGUCGUCGAUACGGCAGGGGACCACUUCACUAGUACACUACCAUCUAUAUGGGGGCAUCCUAUCCGUAUUGUCAGUUGUAUGGCUGACCAAACAGCUUCAAUGUGGGGCUCUUGUUGCUUCGAAGUUGGUGAUGUGAAACUAACAAUGGGCACAGGGACAUUCUUCAAUAUCAACACGGGUACGGAACCACACGCAAGCGUGUCUGGACUGUACCCCAUUGUAGGCUGGAGGCUAGGAGAAGAACUCGUUUAUUCUGCAGAAGGGGCCAACAACGACACCGCUUCUAUCAUCAAGUGGGCGCAGAAUUUAGGGUUGUUCGAUAGUCCAGAAGACACAGCAGAUAUCGCCACCUCAGUAUUGGAUACAGAUGGGGUUUACUUCAUACCGGCGUUCAGCGGGCUAGGGCCCCCUUACAACGACGGGUCUGCAGCGUCGGGUUUCAUUGGCAUGAAGCCGUCGACUACGAAGGCUCACCUGGUGCGCGCCGUGCUGGAGUCGCUUGCCUUUAGAACUGCGCAGCUAUACAAUUGUGUGCUCAACGAAACUAAUUACUCCUUCCAUACUAUCAGGUUAGACGGCGGUGUCUCAAACAAUGAUUUCAUCGCUCAGUUAGUAGCGGACCUCACAGGACUGCGCGUUGAACGACCGGUCCACGUAGAGAUGUCUUCGCAGGGGUGUGCCCACAUAGUGGGAUACAAAUUAGGUAUAUGGAAGUCGAAAGACGAGCUGAGGAAGUUACGUAAAAUCGAGUGCGUGUUCACGCCGCGCACGUACAUGAAGAAGUCGUACGAGGUGACGUUCGCGCGGUGGCAGGACGCGGUGCGGCGCAUGUGUGGCUGGUACAGCGCCGAGGGCGGGCCGGCCGACUGCGCCGCGCCCCUCACGCCGCAGCCCAGCUUCAAGCUGCUCCCCGCGCGCAAGAAAAACGGCAGCAUAUCCAAAUAGCGGUGGCUUUACUGCCUCCUCGCCGCCUGCGCCGCGUGCCUCCCCCUCGCCAGGUGAUACCCACCCCCCAUAUACUUAUCCCAAGUGCUACGUUACCUCCUCUACAUAAUACAACACUUCCGACGCGUGUAACUCACCGCGUCCGACAUACUUGUCAAUAAAAAACUUUUUCGAUGUACAGUCAAACUGCACGUCGGUAAUAUCACUAAUCUUGAACUUAAACUUUAUUUCGUAAGCAAAAAGAUCGAGUUUUGUAAUUCGUGUGUAAUAUAAAGUGACAUUAAUCGUACUACUCAAAGUGGUAAUGUGGACUAUCGUUUUAGUGCCUGUUAAAAUAUUUAGAUACUGAAAUACUGUUAAGCUAUAUCAAAGAUUUAUAAUGGUUAAGGAGAUUAUUUAAUAUAAAAUAUUAUGUAAAUAGUACGCCAGAUGUUACGCUUUAUUGUAUGUAGUGGUGAUGUGCCCGGUGGGUUUCUGUGCAUUUGUUUCGAACGAGCGUAAACGCGCAUGUUCGCGCGUAUACGUGACCUCAACACAGGAAUCUAGCCCGGAGUCAAAAGCCCUUAGUAUAUUUGAAAUUGACGUAGGUGUAUCUAUAUGCAAUAUUCCCGCUCAAAGGUUGGUGAUUGGUGUUAAUAAAUGUAUGUUUGUAAAAAUAUGCCUUAUGAAUUAUUGUUUUGUUAUAAAACUCGCAAUCAAACACUCUUUUUUAUUGAAAUUCAUCUUUUGAAGUAUGAAUAUAAAAUUAUCAAUAUUGUUGCAUUAUACAUUAGUAGUAUUUGUUUUCAGAAUCUACUUUUAUUCGAAUACUCAGGAAUUUAUUAACGGAAUAAACUUGCGCAACUUUCAACGGCCAUUUUUGUUUAACAUUUGACAUUCUAUUUUUGAACAUGACAUUUAUGUUGACAUUAAAUAAAUAUUUAAAAAAGUGUCU
Messenger RNA from Spodoptera exigua (beet armyworm), 2731 nucleotides. The record is from the annotation of a GenBank genome assembly. Lineage: Eukaryota; Metazoa; Arthropoda; Insecta; Lepidoptera; Noctuidae.